Molecule: messenger RNA, 4977 nt
Organism: Chironomus riparius
Lineage: Eukaryota; Metazoa; Arthropoda; Insecta; Diptera; Chironomidae
Source: the annotation of a GenBank genome assembly
GUCGGCACAAAUAGAACAAAGUAGUGGAAAAGCAAUACAGAAGAGCUGAAAAAAUAAGAAAAAUAAUUGUAGUAAAUGCAAAUGAGGUAGUUAUGAUGAUUGAUGGCCAAUGUAUGUGUGGAACAAUGUGAAGAAAAAGUUAUUGAGAAAAAAAAAUUAAAUUAAAAAAAAUAACCGAGCAGAGCCAUUAAAAAUUCUUUUUACGAGUGUUUAAAAUAAAAUUUUCCUCGAUUUUUUUUGUGUGAAAUUCAAGACUACGUUUGAAGUUUAAAGGAAUGAAAAAUUACAACUAAUAAAAGUUACAGCACAAACAUGUUCGUGAAUGUGGCAAAUUUCCCAUAAUACAUGUCUUAGAUUCAUCAUUUGUGGCUGACAUAGUGCAUUGAGUCUAUCCGAUUGAAUAGCAAAAAAUUGAUAAAAAGUGGCUCGGAGAAAGAAGGAAAUAAAGAAGAACAGCGAGAGGAUAAAGGAAAAAAAAAGUUUAUUGAUGUGAACGAGAAAAUGAGAAACAUGAAAGGUUGAAAGGCGAAAAUCAUCGGUUAAAAAAAAUAAAUUCUGUGCUGUAUAUUUUGUCUUACGUCCGCAAAAAAAAAAGAAAUCCCCAAACGUUAAAAAAGUAUAAUAUAAUAGAAAAAUAAUAAAAAGAGAGAAUAUACAGAAAAUAAAGGCAGAGAGAGAGGAAAAGGCACUUCAAAAUAUUAUUUGGAGGAAGAAGAAGCAGUAGGAGAAGGAAGGAUAACAAAACAACACGAAAGAUGGCAUCGUCUUCACAAUCACAAUGGGAUAAGCUUUCGCCCAACGAGUUCCAACAGCUUCAAGAUUUUGCAAGCUAUUCUUCUAAAAAGCUUGAAGAUGUGUUGGAUGAAUUUUGUGGACCAACAUCGACUUAUAAGUUUAAUCAGGAUGAGGACAUUGACUUUGAAGGCUUCCAAAAGUUUAUUGACUUGUUUCUUGACUGCGAAACACCAUUUGAGCUAUCGCAACAUCUGUUCUUGUCAUUCCUGCGACCUUAUCAGUCACAGCUAUCAGAUUCGAAACUAUUGCCCAGGAAGCAAUCGUUUUUGGAUCCGUUAUCCAUGAAAGUUCCAUUGAAAGACGUUGUGUGCUAUUUAUCUCUAUUGGAAGCAGGAAGACCCGAAGAUAAAUUGGAAUUCAUGUUUCGUCUUUACGAUACGGAUGGUAAUGGCGUACUGGAUAAAAUCGAAACGGAUGCAAUCGUUAAUCAGAUGAUGUCUGUUGCGGAAUAUUUGGGAUGGGAUGUAUCUGAAUUGAGACCGAUUCUACAAGAUAUGAUGACGGAAAUCGAUUACGAUGGAGAUGGUUCGGUAUCACUUGAUGAAUGGAAACGUGGUGGUUUGACAACAAUUCCAUUGUUGGUAUUGCUAGGUGUUGAUAGCUCACUUAAAGAGGAUGGUUAUCACGUGUGGCGGUUAAAACAUUUUUCCAAGCCUGCUUAUUGCAAUUUAUGCCUCAAUAUGCUUGUUGGUCUCGGAAAAAAGGGAUUGUGUUGCACACUAUGUAAGUACACAGUUCACGAGCGUUGUGUACAGCGAGCGCCAGCAUCAUGUAUAACAACAUAUGUCAAGUCAAAACGUCCUGGUGCACUUCAACAUCAUUGGGUGGAAGGAAAUUGUUUUAGAAAUUGCUCUAAAUGUCACAAGCGUAUUAAGGCAUAUUCGGGACUAACAUGUCGAUGGUGUAAAAUGACAUUACAUAAUCGUUGUGCUAAUAAUGUCAAGAUUGAAUGUAAUCUGGGAAAGUUUGCCAAUUUUACCGUACCGCCAACAGCUAUAUGUCCUGCCGUACUCGACCGACAACGAUCAGCGAGUGUAACAAAUAUAAGGUCGAAGCCAGCACCACCAAUUCAUUUCCAAGUAACAUUAGACACACCUACAUCGACACCUUUGCUCGUAUUCAUUAAUCCAAAGAGUGGUGGACGGCAAGGAGAACGAAUAUUAAGGAAAUUUCAAUAUUUGUUGAAUCCUCGACAAGUUUAUGAUUUAAGCAAGACAAGUCCGCUCGAAGGCCUUACAAUGUUCAAGGAUGUGCCAAAUUUUAAAGUAAUUUGUUGUGGUGGAGACGGAACUGUUGGCUGGAUUCUCGAGGCAAUGGAUUCUGUGGAAAUUAAACAUCAACCAGCAACAGCCGUUAUACCACUUGGAACAGGUAAUGAUCUGGCACGAUGUCUUCGGUGGGGCGGUGGAUAUGAGGGCGAAAGCAUACCGAAAUUAUUUGAUAAAAUUAGCCGCUCGGAGGUAGUAAUGAUGGAUAGAUGGAAUGUUAGCAUAGAGCCGGCAAUUGAAAAAGAGGAGACGAUAAUUCCAGCUCAUAAAGUAUUAAAGGUUACGCUUUCUGAAAAUGUACAAAGAGUAGUUGAAUUAUCGCAAAGAAUAGUUGUUGAAAAAUCUGUGAUAAACUCACAUGAGCAGGUGCAAAGAACAUCAGAAAUAUCAAUUGAGAAUUCCAAGCGAGUCAUUUUAAGUGACAAUAACUCAUCUUCCACGUCAACGACUGUCGAGAAAAGUCGUGAGACGACAUUAGAAUCAAAUGGCAUGCUGCAAAAUUGUGAGAAAUUUAGCGAUAAGGAAUGUACAGUUGAAAAUAAUUCAAAGACAGAAAAUGAUGAAAAUUGUAUAAAUAAUAGUAGUAAUGGCACUAAUAGACCAAAGAGUAGUUCUAGUUGUAAUGAUCUUCUUAUGUUUGGCAAGUCGCAACAAUCACAGCUUGAAAUACCGUCACUGCUUAAGGAUCCACAGCCGACAGCUGCAGAUUUUUCGAUUCCUUACAAUAUCAUUAAUAAUUAUUUCUCAGUUGGUGUGGAUGCAGCAAUCUGUGUAAAAUUCCAUUUAGAGCGUGAAAAGAAUCCGCAUAAAUUUAAUUCACGUAUGAAAAACAAGCUGUGGUAUUUUGAGUACGCUACGAGUGAAACAUUUUCUGCAACCUGUAAAAAUCUACACGAAUAUGUUGAGCUGACAUGUGACGGUGUUCGUUUAGACUUAAAUGGCAUAUCACUACAAGGAAUUGCAUUAUUGAAUAUUCCAUAUACACACGGCGGAUCAAAUUUGUGGGGUGAGAAUUUAUCACAAAAACGUAUUCGACGGAGCACGUCAAGCAACGGUCCUUUUAAGAAAAUGAAAAAGCUUCGGAGUGCUGAUAAGGAAAUGUCAACUCAGAGUUUUAAUUCUGUUGAUUUAAGCAUCGCCAUUCAAGACAUUGGCGACCGUAAAAUUGAAGUUAUUGGAUUGGAAAGUUGUCUUCACAUGGGACAAGUACGGACUGGACUGAGAGCAUCAGGUCGACGAUUGGCGCAAUGCAGUGAAAUAAUACUUAAAACAAAAAAGACUUUUCCAAUGCAAAUCGAUGGUGAGCCAUGGAUGCAAGCUCCGGCAACUAUUAAGAUAACCCACAAGAACCAAGUUCCAAUGUUAAUGUCACCGAAAAAUGAUAAAGGUAGGGGAUUUUUUAAUUUCAACUUCUGGCGCAGAUGACUAGCGCGGGAUAUACCGGACGAUGAUGAGAAUUGAUUGAUAUACAUGACAUUUAGUGAAUAUAGUAAAUAAUUUAAAUAAAUUUAUAAUAAUAAUAUUAAAAAACUAGUCAAUAAUUUUAGAAGUUAAGGAAGACUCUAGUGAAAUGAUGAAGAAAAAAAUUGUAAUUUUAUAGUCUCAUAAGAGAAAUGGGAAAAAGCUUUAAAACAUAUAUUUUAUAAACACAAAUUGUAAAGAAAAAACAAGAUUGUGAAAGCUUUAAUAAACUUAAAAAAUAAUUGAUAAAAUAUUUAGAAUUAAGAAAUAAGAACAACAAUGGAAUCUGAUUAUAAUUUUAUUUUUUGAUCAUACCAAAGAGAACCAGCGAGAAAUUUUGAAAGUUAAGGUUAAAAGCUUUACAUCGAAUAUCUAUACCAAUUAUAAUCUCAUUGCAUAUACUCUUGAAAUUUUGUAUAAGUUUUACUUCAAUUUCUAUUUUAUAUGUUUGAAUAUAAUUAAUUUUUUUUGUUACUUUACAAACGGGGGUCAUGCACAUAUGAUGUCUUAAAAUCUGAAAGAUUUAACUUUUAAGGAAGAAAAUAUUCAGCUUCUUCGAUUAAGUGUAGGUUAAUUUAAAGUGAAGCUAGUGAGCUGAAGUAAUCGAAUAGCAUAGUCGGCAUGACUCUCGCAUACUGCUGGGUUCAAUUUAAAUCCAACACCAUGCCAAAGUCUCAUUAGCAGAGUUGCGAAACAGGCACCUGUGACAGGUGAGAAAGCUACAAUUCCUUGAUAAUUUAUAAGGCUUUCUAACAAAACCAUACAAAUUAUCAAGGAAUGGAACGGUUCUCACCUGUCAUAGGUGGCCUGUUUCGCAACUCUGCUCAUUAGUGUAUUGCCGGAUUUCUGAUUGAUUAGCUGACUUGUGCCAUUCGGGGUAGCUUAUUGGAGUUGUAGUUUAUGAUCCCUGGCCCUAUCAGUAAUUAAAUACAAAUUCAGCUAUUCUGGGUUCGAAACUUGGUGUCACUUUUAUAAGUCACAAAAGAUAAUAACUUUCCUAAUUAAAUGAAUUUCGGGUCAUCUCAAAAUUUGACAGUCUGGCUUUCAUUUAUGAGAAGCUUUCAUUCAAGUCCUUUAAUAGAGUUGCUGGAAGCAAGUCCAAUAUAAUGGUAUUAUAGUGCUUUAUGCAACAAACUUAUUAAUAGAAGUUAAUCCUCUGUUGCUGAAUGUUUAAGCAACAGUCUUAAAAUCUAAAAACUCUUUUAAGAUGUGGGUUCGAUUCUCAUCAGAAGUCGGUCUCACUAAUGUUCCUUAGCACUAUGCUCUAACCUUAAUCCUAGUUAAAUCUAGUCAAUGUCAACCUAUUCUUGCGAAUAAAAGCAAUUAACUACUGUCCUUAAGUGAAUAAGGAUUAAAAAUUCAACUUAUAAAUUGACAUCAUCUGUGCUCGACCCUUAAAACAACGAAUGCUUUAUUUAAUCAGCAAAAUUGUUAUUUAAGGAUAAACUUUCAG